Messenger RNA from Alexandromys fortis (reed vole), 1272 nucleotides. RefSeq names its product neurotensin receptor 1 (gene Ntsr1). Gene Ontology annotation, cellular component: plasma membrane. The coding region runs from base 1 to 1272 and encodes 423 amino acids. The transcript has 4 exons. Gene Ontology annotation, biological process: neuropeptide signaling pathway. The record is from RefSeq and is a predicted model, not a curated record. Gene Ontology annotation, molecular function: G protein-coupled neurotensin receptor activity. NCBI's taxonomy places the organism in Eukaryota, Metazoa, Chordata, Mammalia, Rodentia, Cricetidae.
AUGCGUCUCAACAGCUCCGUGCCGCAGGGCGCUCCUGGUGAACCAGGAGCCCAACCCUUCCCCCGACCGCAGUCAGGACUGGAGGCCGUGCUCCUGGCGCUAGGCUUGGGCAAUGGCUCUGGCAACACCUCGGAAUCCGUCCUGGCAGCGCCCAACAGCGACCUGGACGUGAACACUGACAUCUAUUCCAAGGUGCUGGUGACCGCUGUAUACCUGGCGCUCUUUGUGGUGGGCACUGUGGGCAACUCAGUGACAGCCUUCACCCUGGCGCGGAAGAAGUCACUGCAGAGUCUGCAGAGCACUGUGCACUACCACCUGGGCAGCCUGGCGCUGUCCGACCUGCUCAUCCUGCUGCUGGCCAUGCCUGUGGAGCUGUACAACUUCAUCUGGGUGCACCAUCCCUGGGCCUUUGGGGAUGCCGGCUGCCGUGGCUACUAUUUCCUGCGCGAUGCCUGCACCUAUGCCACAGCCCUUAAUGUAGCCAGCCUGAGUGUGGAGCGGUACUUGGCCAUCUGCCAUCCCUUCAAGGCCAAGACCCUCAUGUCCCGUAGCCGCACCAAGAAGUUCAUCAGCGCUAUAUGGCUAGCCUCAGGGCUGCUAGCUGUGCCCAUGCUCUUCACCAUGGGCCUAAAGAACCGCAGUGCUGAUGGCCGGCACCCCGGUGGCCUGGUGUGCACGCCCAUCGUGGACACAGCCACCGUUAAGGUCGUCAUCCAGGUUAACACCUUCAUGUCCUUUGUGUUCCCCAUGCUGGUCAUCUCUGUCCUCAACACUGUGAUUGCCAACAAACUGACCGUCAUGGUGCACCAGGCCAACGAGCAAGGCCGGGUGUGCACCGUGGGCGCCCAGAACAGCUUACAGCACAGCACGUUCAGCAUGUCCGUCGAACCUGGACGUGUCCAGGCUCUACGCCACGGAGUCCUCGUCUUACGUGCCGUGGUCAUUGCCUUUGUGGUCUGCUGGUUGCCUUACCAUGUACGGCGCCUCAUGUUCUGCUAUAUCUCGGAUGAGCAGUGGACUACGUUCCUCUUUGACUUCUACCACUAUUUCUACAUGCUGACCAACGCCCUCUUCUACAUCAGUUCGGCCAUCAACCCCAUCCUCUACAACCUGGUCUCUGCCAACUUCCGCCAGGUCUUCCUGUCCACGCUGGCCUGCCUGUGUCCCGGUUGGCGGCGCCGAAAGAAGAGGCCAACGUUCUCCAGGAAGCCGAACAGCAUGUCCAGCAACCAUGCCUUCUCUACCAGCGCCACGCGGGAGACCAUGUACUAG